AACACCUUUGUUUUUUGCUCCUAUUGUUUGCCUGGACUAUAAAACCCCUCGGCCCUUUACAUUUUCACCAUGACCAUGGGCAGAACCAAGACGAAACGUCCGUCUCUGCCGCUCAAGUCCAAACUCAAGAAGGAUCCUGGGAUCCCAAAACUUCCGAGUCUGAAGGCCAAGAAUGAAGCGAAACAGAGAGUGCGAGCGACCCCCCAAGGAACCCAUAACCGAGAUAACGACUCCUACAUGGCAUCAGAGCCUACUCUUUCAUCUCUUGCUCAACUUGCGACAGAUGCCGAUACAGCCACCGUCCGGUUUCAGGGUAACGAAGAUUCGAAUUCCUCGGCUGGACCAUCAACAAAAACUAAAGAGCAGAUACGGAAGCAUUAUCUUCGCGCCCUUCAUAAAGUCAUCGAUGAGAGCGAUAUCAUAAUACUGGUACUUGAUGCACGAGACCCAGAAGGAUGUAGAAGUAGACUGGUAGAGGAAGAAGUUCGAAGGCGGGAAAGCGAAGGGAAGAAACUAGUAUUUGUGCUCAAUAAAGUCGAUCUUAUCCCAAAAGCUAACGCUCAGGCAUGGCUACAGCACCUACGGCAUUCCACCCCUACUCUUCCAUUCCUUUCUCCUUCAUCUGCGCAACAUCAACGAUCAAAUAUCUCUUCGUCAACUGCACCUGCGCUGCUCAAAUUGUUGAAAGCCUACAGGCCUAAAACUGGUAGCUUCACCAUCGGUGUAGUUGGAUACCCCAAUGUCGGAAAAAGUAGUCUCAUUAAUAGUUUGAAGAGAAACAAGGUUUGCGGUGUUGCAACCCAAGCAGGUUUUACGAAAGACGUCCAAUCGGUACAACUAGAACGUGGAAUACGAAUCAUCGAUUCUCCGGGUGUCAUCUUUGAUGACGACGACGACGAGGCCAAAGGCCAAAAGAAAGGGAGCGUACUACUCAGAAAUGUAGUCAAAGUCGAAGAUGUCGACGAUCCGAUAGCCGUUGUCGAAGAGAUUCUUUCUCGGACUGCAAAAGAGACAAUACAAAAAAUAUAUAAUCUACCAGGAUUCUCAUCGACUCUGGAGUUUCUCACUAUGCUUGCAUUAACCAGUGGGAGGUUGCUGAAAGGAGGAACACCAGACAUCACCUCGACCGCCAGACAGGUCAUAACCGAUUGGAACCACCAGAAAAUACCGUACUUUUCCGUUCCUCCCGAAAUCCACCCUUCAUCAAUACCUUCAAUGAUGGAAACAGGAUCAUAUGAAGCCAUUGUCGCACCCGGCGCUGAAAACGUCGGUCAAUCUCAAAUCGUGACUUCGUUCUCCAAGCCAUUCGAACUAGCAGGCCUAUUCGGUGCAGCCGACGCAAAAGCGUUCGAUGAAAGCACCGGAGACGUCGACAUGAAUCUAAACGCUGAAGUAUCCGAUAACGAAAUGUUUUGCGAUGCGAAGGAGACUUUAGAGCAAGGCAUGGACGAAGACUCAACAAUGCAGCAAGAAGACCCGUCCCGUCGCGUUUCACUCGGAAAACGCCCUCGUUCACCAACUUUCACCGCGAAUUCUCUAGGAGAAGAGCCUUUCCAGCGCAAACCCAAACGACAUCGUAAAUCGAAGACAAUCCCGUCCUAUGGCGAGGCACCAGAUGCACAUGUCCUAAAGAAUAUGGGUAGGAGUAAUCCACUCAAUAGAAGGAAUCUCAAGAAGGAGAUGAAGAAAGAAAGACGGAUUUCGGCCCUCAAGGCAAGGGCCGCUGGAGAAGGUAUGGAAGUAGAUGAUACAGGUGGAGGAUUAGGCACGACCUUCAUGGCUUCGUUUCCGCUUGUAUAGAUAGAGUAUUUGUGCAAUUGAUAUUUGCUUACAUAC
Molecule: messenger RNA, 1836 nt
Organism: Marasmius oreades (fairy-ring Marasmius)
Lineage: Eukaryota; Fungi; Basidiomycota; Agaricomycetes; Agaricales; Marasmiaceae
Exons: 10
Coding region: 70-1800 (576 amino acids)
Cellular component (GO): nucleolus
Molecular function (GO): GTP binding
Source: RefSeq, a predicted model, not a curated record